Myzus persicae (green peach aphid) is the source of this 1510-nucleotide messenger RNA. RefSeq names its product protein lifeguard 4-like. The coding region runs from base 520 to 1284 and encodes 254 amino acids. The transcript is spliced from 10 exons. The record is from RefSeq and is a predicted model, not a curated record. Lineage: Eukaryota; Metazoa; Arthropoda; Insecta; Hemiptera; Aphididae. Gene Ontology annotation, cellular component: membrane.
AUUUUGUGGGAUCACAAAAUGUUAUUUAAAACUCAGAUCAUUAUUCGUUUACUAUAAUAUGAUCUAAGAUCUAAAAGUAUCACAGAAUCGUCCUUUCUGUGAUAGACUCAUAAGAGCGCUCACGACAGGCGGGAGCACGGAUUAAUAUUAUAUUAUGUUAUUUAAUAGUUUAUUAAUCUGUGGGCGGGAGUGACCAGCCCCAGUCAAUCAGUAUUGUAGCUAUUUUGUCAUUAGUUUUUACUUUUUCGUAGUUAAGAACUUAUGAGGUUUUACAAUGUAUUUUAAAUAAUUAAGGUUAUUAAGUCUUUAAGACUGAAGAUCUACAAGAUAAUCAUGAACACAGUGCACACCCAUUAUUCUGUCAAUUUUGAUAACAAGUUAUUAGAAAUAAUAUUCUCUAAUUAUUGCGGAAGAUCAAUAUUUGACAAAUGAAUUUCCUAGCCCAGUGUUUAUUUUUUUCAAUGCAUUGUUUGUGUGAAUACUGAAUACCCAUCGUCAAUACAUUGGUGAACUGUGAUUAUGGAUGAUGUAAAUUAUUUGGGUAAAGAAUUUGACAACUAUUAUGGUGUAGUUUUUACAAACAAUAAUGAAGACAAAAUAAAUACCUCGUAUCAUUUAUUAAAUACAGAGAAUACAGAAAAGCAACAUGUAAAAGUAUGCCAAGUGUUUUUAAGAAAAGUGUUUACAUUACUGAUACUUCAAUUGUUUGCAUUCAACUUUAUGGGAUUUUUUUGUUUAUUCACUCCGAAAAUACGUUUUUUUAUUUAUAACUUUGAAUAUAUUUUAUCAAUUACAUUAAUAUUAAAUGUGGUUGUACUUAUUUUCUUACACAUGAAACGCAAGCAUUAUCCUUUUAACCUCAUUAUCUUAAUAAUAUUUACUGUUAUAGAAGCUUGUACUGUAGGAAUUGUAGUCACAUCAUUUGAUUUAUUCAUACUGCUACAAACACUAUUACUCACCUUAGUUUCAAUAAUAGCAACAACAUUAUAUUUGAGUAAGACAAAGCGAGUGAGCUUACCCUUGACUGAAUAUUGUGUUGUGCUGAUUAUUACUAUAUUUACGUCCGGUGUAUUAGUACAAAUAAUACUGGGCAGUACUACGUAUGAACUAGUAUUCUCAAGUAUCAGUUCAUUAUUAUUUUCAAUGUUCCUUGUACAUGAUGCGCAGAAAUUGAUGUGGAAAUUACAUCCCGAAGAUUAUGUUUUUGGUACCAUUAGUAUAUAUUUUGAUAUAAUUAAUUUAAUUCCUUACGUACUUCACAAAGUCUACAGCUUUAGGUUUUAAAAUCUUAUUAUUUGAAAAUCAAAUGAAGCAAAAGUUAUAUAUUUUUGUAUUGUUAUAUAUUUAUUUUUAACAAAAUAAUACAUAUUUUUAGUUUAUAAUGCACAUAAAAAAAAUAAUAAUUUAUAAAUAAAAUUAUUAUUUAAAACAGUUAUCUUACAAAUGUUUACAAGAUGUACUAAAAAAAAACAAAAAAUAAUUCAGUCAAUGUAGCUGAUUAAUGAUAUUU